AAAAACAUGUAUUUUUUCUUUUAAUUUUCUUAUUUAAAUUUUAGGACAGAAAUUCCACGUCUCCUUUGGAAUCCAAGUGUUUCCUACAAUUGCUCUCUUCCCAAAUCGCCACCAAAACAAAAUAAAAACAAUAAUAAUAAAGAAAAUUACUUAUAGAUUUUUGUGAUACGCCUGCAGUUGUUGUUCUCAGUCUAAGAUCACCGUCGAGGUCUUCCCCAUUCAAUCAAAGCACAAAAAUGGAGGUGACUGUUUUCACUCCUGCACUGGAAGGAAUUAAGCUUGUAAAAUCAGAGCAAGGAGAAAUUUUGACCCAGCCUUUCUUGGAUGCUUGCAAGCAUAUACUUCCUGUUAUAGAUAAGUUUGGAGCUGCUAUGGCCCUUGUUAAAUCUGACAUUGGUGGUAACAUAUCGAGAUUGGAAUCUAAGUACUCCUCCAAUCCAACCAAAUUCAACUACCUGUACAGUUUGGUACAAGUUGAGGUUGAAACUAAAACGGCUAAAUCAUCAUCCAGUUGUACCAAUGGACUUCUUUGGCUUACAAGAGCAAUGGAUUUCUUGGUGGCAUUGUUCCAAAACUUAAUUGAGCAUGCAGAUUGGUCAAUGUCACAAGCCUGUACAGAUUCCUAUAACAAGACUCUAAAGAAGUGGCAUGGCUGGCUUGCAAGUUCAAGCUUCAGUGUAGCGAUGAAGCUUGCUCCUGAUAGGAAGAAAUUCAUGGAGGUGAUACAAGGCACUGGUGAUAUCAGUGCUGAUAUACAGAAAUUUUGUACUGACUUUUCUCCUAUCUUUGAAGAGAAUCACAAGUUUCUGGCUCGUUGUGGUUUGGAUGAUAUGAAGGCGUCAUGAAGUCACGGAUUCAUGAUCAGAAGUCUCUUGAUGAAUGGCUCUUGCAUUCUUACUCUCAUGUUGAGUACUUAAACUUUAUGUUUCUUUGUUGGCAUCCAGACCCAGUAACAUGAUAAACAUUCUAUAACUUUAAUCAUGUACCGCAGAUUUCUUGUUUUGUGCUUUGGUGGUAUAGAAUCAUGGGAUAUAAGCACAAUUUUGCUUGGCUAGAAAAAACUUGAACACUAGUUUCGCAUGUUGUUAAUUUAUUUUAUAAAAACACAAACUAUUAGUUUUGAGGCUUAGUGAUACUUUUAUUUUCCUUUUCA
Messenger RNA from Glycine soja, 1153 nucleotides. Its product is annotated as glycolipid transfer protein 1-like. The record is from RefSeq and is a predicted model, not a curated record. Gene Ontology annotation, biological process: ceramide transport; intermembrane lipid transfer. Lineage: Eukaryota; Viridiplantae; Streptophyta; Magnoliopsida; Fabales; Fabaceae. The coding region runs from base 237 to 845 and encodes 202 amino acids. The transcript has 7 exons. Gene Ontology annotation, cellular component: membrane; cytoplasm; cytosol. Gene Ontology annotation, molecular function: ceramide 1-phosphate binding; ceramide 1-phosphate transfer activity.